AACCUAAGAAAACCAGUUUCUUAAUGAUAACAAAAAAAAAACAACAAAAAACAUGUAAGGGAAAAUUACUAGAAGAAAGUCAUUACGAUAAAUUUGUGUUCUCGCCAUUUUCAUAAUCACUUGAAACUAAUUCAGCAUGAGUGAAAAAAAAUAUUUUAAUAUUCCUGAUGAUUGGGAAUACAGGGGAGAAGGAAACUGCCAUUUAGUAUUAGGCCUUCCAAAAAUGAAAACAGUGCUCCGCAUCCGUAAAAAAGACAAACCCAAAAACAUAAUGCAAUGGUUCUUAUAUUUAGUAGGAAAUUAUCUACCGUGGUGGAAAAAAGAUGGAGAAGCUGCAGAGCGCAGAGAUUUAAAUUUAUACUUGAGGGUAAUGAGGCCUUUUUUCGGAUUGAGUUUUACGGCAAACGCGUUAUAUGUAAGAUUGUCUAAAAAACAGAUGAAGAAGAUUGAAUCUCAAUUGGAUAAUCUUCGGCCAGAUUUCAGGAAGUGUAAAGUCCUUGAUAUUGAAAGAGCCUGUUUGUUUGAAGAUUUAACUUAUAUGACUCCUGAAGUUGCAGAUAUUUACUCAAUUGAGAUCAAACCUAAAAAAGCUUGGGCUCCAGCCACCGAAAGAGAAUUUCCAGAAUGUAUAUUUUGUAUGAAUCAGUAUCUAAAACUUAAAAACGGAAAGAUAUCUAAAAGAAGCAAAUAUUGUCCUAAAGAUCUUUUCUCAGGAGAUGAAUAUAAAAUGAAGAAAGCUAUAUCAGCACUCAUUGCUGAUCCCCAAAAUAAUUUCAGAAUUUUCAAAAAUGGUCGAAUAGUGUAUGAUGAAAAUAAAACUGAGAAUGAAGUGGAUCCAAUUCUUGAGGAACUUUUCGAUGAUCAUGUAGAAAAUAGAGAAGAGAUGAUUAAUGAAUUCGUUCAUAUGAUUUACAAAUGUCUAACAAAGCCAAUGGCGACUAAAACAAAAUGUACAGCUCAGGCUUUCUGCGUCUGGGAUUUGGCACUACAUGGUCGAGAUUUACCAAAAGGAUGUGUACUGGAAAAAAUCCUAUCUGCGCAAAUGAUAGAUAUGGAAGGGGCUUCAUUUUAUAACAAUUUAUUGAAUGAUAAUUGCCCUGACUGGGAUUAUAUAGAGAGAUUAAUGGAAAACCUAGAUUUAACUGUUUGUGUUAAAUGUUUUUUACGUGCAUUGUCUUAUAGUCGACGUAUCACGAAUGAUUCUUAUGGAGUGGCUGUAUAUAUAAUUUCUGCCAUUGCUAGUGACUGCUCCGUUAUGCUUACCAUGAAUAGGAAAACAAAUCAAGAAAAUAUAGUCGAAGAAGCAGAAAAUAAUAUUGUAACUACCAAGUAUGGAUCGUAUCAGGUGAAGAUAGGAGUGUUGGAUCUCGGUCCAAAACCUGCAUCUACCAUAACAAAACAUCACUUGCGAAAUAAAGAAUUAUUAGCGUUAAUGUUAGAAAAUGGAAAGAAGUGAUAUAUUUAAUGUUGUGAUAUUUAUAAACUAUUCAAUUUAUAUUUUGUUUUAAAUUUCAGAUUACAAAUACUUUUAUUGCUCUA
Messenger RNA from Harmonia axyridis, 1539 nucleotides. RefSeq names its product inositol-pentakisphosphate 2-kinase (gene Ipk1). Gene Ontology annotation, molecular function: ATP binding; inositol-1,3,4,5,6-pentakisphosphate 2-kinase activity. Bases 137 to 1456 code for a protein of 439 amino acids. Gene Ontology annotation, cellular component: nucleus. Lineage: Eukaryota; Metazoa; Arthropoda; Insecta; Coleoptera; Coccinellidae. The record is from RefSeq and is a predicted model, not a curated record. Gene Ontology annotation, biological process: inositol phosphate biosynthetic process. The transcript is spliced from 6 exons.